Messenger RNA from Paramecium primaurelia, 2864 nucleotides. The record is from the annotation of a GenBank genome assembly. NCBI's taxonomy places the organism in Eukaryota, Ciliophora, Oligohymenophorea, Peniculida, Parameciidae.
AUGGAAGAAAAUGAUGCUUUAAUAAAAUCAUCUGAACCAUAACAUACACGAAAUAUUAUUAAGGCUCUAAUAAAUGAGUACAAAAUUAUGUAUGCUGGGUUAUAAAAUCAGUGCUCUUUUAUGUAAAACUUAGAGAAUACCUUGAUUAUUGCUUUAUAAAAGGAGCUUCUGGAUAAACAGUACCAUUAGCUCUACUAUUACCUAUUGGUCUUCUCUUAGGUAGUGUGAACAUAUUGUCAAAAGCUACAACCAAUAUUAUUGAAGGUAAAUACUGAUGUCAAAUUUAGGUGAUUAUAUACUGACCAAUUUAGUUUAAGUGAUUCUCCAAAUCUGUGGACUUUGCAUUAUUCUAUAUUUAUUACUUAAAGCUUGUGAAGUGAUACCAAAAAAGAUUCAAAAUCCAUUACUUUUUGGAAGAGUAACAACAUAUAUUUUUAUGUGUCUACUCAUAACAAUGGGAAUUUUAGUUGUUGAAAGAAUAGUUGAUGGAUAGGCAAGAACUUAUCAUACUUCUUAAUUCUGGGUUGUCUUUGUCUUAAUAAUAUGAUUUUAAGGUUAGGUUUGUAGCAUUUUUAUUUUUAUAUACUUAUUACGCAUUUAGAGUAUCACGUUAAGAAUUUAGAUGGAUCUAUAAUCUAUUAAAAGCAUCAGUUUAUAUUAUUUUAGAAUUAUUUAUGGUAAUCAAUAAAGAAUUAAAGAAUUAUGCUGAUUAUUAAUUGGAAAAUAAUGUAUUUUACAAAAUUGAAACUUAGAUUCACACUAAAUAAGUGAUUCAAGAAGUAGUUCCUCCUAUGAGAAUGCUUUAAUAACAAUUCCUUCUUGAAUCCUAUCUAAAAGUAUUCCCAGUUGUUAUAUUUGAUUAAACUAAAAAAAUAUUGAAUAUAUCAUCUGAAACAUUAAAAUUAUUAGGUCAAAAUGAUAUAUUUUAAGCUAAAAAACAAUUAAGAAAAUUGGAAAUCAUAGAGGUCUUUUAUAGAAAGGAAUAAGCAUCAACUAAAGAAUUGACUGUUAAAUUGAGUAGAUAAGCAAAAUUUGGAUCUUCUUGUGGAGUAAAUGAAAAAGGAGAUUUAUUACAUUCUUUAAUUAAUGGUCCAGCCUUACAAAAAUUGAGAUAAUAGUUAUAAGUUGAUUAGCCAAGCUUAUAAACUUAGGGAUAGUAAGAAAAGCUAUUAAAUGAACUUAUAAAAUGGGAUCAAGAAUACUUAAAAGGUUUAUUAAUGUUAAAAUUGAGUAAGGAAAAGUAAUACUAUUUUUCAUUUCAUUUGUUUCGUAAUAAUAAGAUUUAUCUAUUUUUGGAUGAUGUUUCUGAAAUAGUUAAAUUAUAAAUAAAAAUAAAGGAUGAAAAUGAUGAGAUCAAAGAUGUUAAAGAUAUUAAUAUCUAAUUAUCUGAGAUUCGUUAAAUUUCAACAAUAAAGAGCUAUCCUAUCUUAACAAAAAUAUAAAAUAUUGAAAUAAAAUCUUGUUAUUUAGAAUAGAAUUAAUUGAGAAUAAAAUAUGAUAAUAUUAAUUUCGAUCAAAUUUUAAGAAUAUUAUCAUUAACAGAUUCCAAAAAUAAAAUAUUAAUUUAAAAAUCUAGUAAAAUUGAACACUAAUUUCUUUACAGAUGAAGAACGUCUUCGAUAGAUUAUUGAUAUAUUAAUGGAGAAUAGUAUAGAAUAAACAAAGGAUGGAUUUAUUGGUAUAACAAUUGAAAAUGAUGCCAGACCAAAUUGCAUUCAAAUAUCUAUACAAGAUACAGUUAAAGGGAUUAAUCUAGAUGAACUUAAGGAUAAAUCAAGUACUAAACUUUCUGGUCUNUAUACGAUUUUAAGGUUAGGUUUGUAGCAUUUUUAUUUUUAUAUACUUAUUACGCAUUUAGAGUAUCACGUUAAGAAUUUAGAUGGAUCUAUAAUCUAUUAAAAGCAUCAGUUUAUAUUAUUUUAGAAUUAUUUAUGGUAAUCAAUAAAGAAUUAAAGAAUUAUGCUGAUUAUUAAUUGGAAAAUAAUGUAUUUUACAAAAUUGAAACUUAGAUUCACACUAAAUAAGUGAUUCAAGAAGUAGUUCCUCCUAUGAGAAUGCUUUAAUAACAAUUCCUUCUUGAAUCCUAUCUAAAAGUAUUCCCAGUUGUUAUAUUUGAUUAAACUAAAAAAAUAUUGAAUAUAUCAUCUGAAACAUUAAAAUUAUUAGGUCAAAAUGAUAUAUUUUAAGCUAAAAAACAAUUAAGAAAAUUGGAAAUCAUAGAGGUCUUUUAUAGAAAGGAAUAAGCAUCAACUAAAGAAUUGACUGUUAAAUUGAGUAGAUAAGCAAAAUUUGGAUCUUCUUGUGGAGUAAAUGAAAAAGGAGAUUUAUUACAUUCUUUAAUUAAUGGUCCAGCCUUACAAAAAUUGAGAUAAUAGUUAUAAGUUGAUUAGCCAAGCUUAUAAACUUAGGGAUAGUAAGAAAAGCUAUUAAAUGAACUUAUAAAAUGGGAUCAAGAAUACUUAAAAGGUUUAUUAAUGUUAAAAUUGAGUAAGGAAAAGUAAUACUAUUUUUCAUUUCAUUUGUUUCGUAAUAAUAAGAUUUAUCUAUUUUUGGAUGAUGUUUCUGAAAUAGUUAAAUUAUAAAUAAAAAUAAAGGAUGAAAAUGAUGAGAUCAAAGAUGUUAAAGAUAUUAAUAUCUAAUUAUCUGAGAUUCGUUAAAUUUCAACAAUAAAGAGCUAUCCUAUCUUAACAAAAAUAUAAAAUAUUGAAAUAAAAUCUUGUUAUUUAGAAUAGAAUUAAUUGAGAAUAAAAUAUGAUAAUAUUAAUUUCGAUCAAAUUUUAAGAAUAUUAUCAUUAACAGAUUCCAAAAAUAAAAUAUUAAUUUAAAAAUCUAGUAAAAUUGAACACUAAUUUCUUUACAGAUGA